UCCUCCUUCCCCCCUCCCCCGUCCCGGUCGCAGCACGUCGGGUCGUGCCCCUCCCGCUCCAUCCUUGUGCUGCAGGAGGAGCGAAACGGGGUCAGGCGUGCAGCGCGGGGGGAGGCUGAUGGCGACGCGUGGGCGCGGGGGGCUGCUCGAUCCUUGCCCCGUGUCUUCAUCCGUGCUUUGGGAACGCGGUUUGGUUUCGCUGUUGUUCGUGGUGUUUGCUCCGGGAGUUCGCGGUUCCGGCCCCCAGCCCUGCUGCGUUUUCGCUUUCAGAGAGCAGGUGCCGGGUUGCCUCGAGGCUUUUGGCGUUAACCGCCUCCAAAAUGCAAAGAGCGUUUGUCGAGGGGAGGCGUCGCGCUGUGGCAGCCGCUCGCGCCCUGAGCUGCCCGGCCUCAGCCGCCCCGCGGUGUUGAACGGACGCGGUUCCCGAACGUCGGCCUCGAGCAGCACGGAGCAGUCAGCGGUCGCACAAACAGAGCGAUGCGGAGGGGAGCUGCGUCCCCGGCUGUGCCACAUCAAGAAGGGCCCCAACGGGUACGGCUUCAACCUGCACAGUGACAAGAGCCGCCCGGGGCAGUACGUGCGUGCCGUGGACCCCGACUCUCCAGCCGAGGCGGCGGGGCUGCGUGCCCAGGACCGCAUCGUUGAGGUGAAUGGGACGCCCAUGGAGGGCAAGCAGCACGCGGACGUGGUGGCGGCCAUCAAGGCGGGUGGCGAUGAGACCAAGCUGCUGGUGGUGGGCGUCCCGGCCGACGAGUUCUUCAAGAAGUGCAGGGUGGUGCCCUCGGAGGCACACCUGGCAGGUCCCUUGCCAGAACCCAUUGCCAAUGGUGACAUAGAGAAGGAAAAUGGUGGAGAGCCACGACUGAACUCGGUGUCAGAGAGGCCCCCCAGCCCCGCGCUGGCCACGUCCCCCGAAGGCAGCGAGACCCACAGUGAGCCCGAUGUGCAGGAAGGGGACAGGCGCAGCUCGGCGCCCAGCUCCCUGCUGGACCUUGACAUCCCGCUGGCCGUGGCCAAGGAGCGGGCGCACCAGAAGCGCACCAGCAAGCGGGCUCCCCAGAUGGACUGGAGCAAGAAAAAUGAACUGUUCAGCAACCUGUGAAACCACCCCGGGGCAGGGACACCGGCUCCCCCCAUCCCCUUCAUCCCCGCCACCCUGACGUGGAGGACGGGGCUCGGGGUCGGUGAGCAUCCCCGCUGAGGAGGCUGGUGGUGCCCUGGGUGCUCCUCCAGCCCUGGCGUGAAGCUUUGUGCACCCAGCUAGGGGCAGAGGUUUGGGGAGGAUCGGUGACUCGGAGUGGCCGGGUUUGCCCAAUGCUUCUCAUCCCCUCAGCCAGCUCUCCUUCUCCCAUCUCAAAGCCCAUCUCUGUUUCAUCCCCUCCCUCGAUGAUCUCCCUUUCUUGAGGCUCUUGGUGACUUUCACCAAGCCCUACACCACAGUAAUUCUUCCGGGGAUUGGCACUCUUGACCUGGCAAUGUCUGUCCACGAUGUCCCCAUCCCUUCGCUCCUGGGCCCCCAGAGCUGCCCUCGGGGGGACUUGGGCAUCCCACAGCCCCUGUCCCAGGGUUGUUUUGGGAGAGGAGAGGUGUCUGGAGCCAGCGCAGCAAGCAAUAAUCACCCCCUGUGCUGCUGCUUGCUCCCGGAGACAGAGCUGAUCAGGGUUUGCAUCCUACACUGUUUAGUUUAAAGGAUUCUCAAUAGACUCUGUCUUCCUUCUCCAAAAUGAGAGGUUGUCCAAUCACACAGUUUAUUUUUUUUAAAAAUGUAUUUUGUGGAAAUUCUUCCUGUGGAUAUUUUGUUUCUGUGUUUUGCAAUCAGGUGUUGUAUUGUCAAGCUGAAGAGAAAUUCUGUUUACUGGAAUAAAUCUUCCUGACUUCACA
Numida meleagris (helmeted guineafowl) is the source of this 1881-nucleotide messenger RNA. It is a transcript of the gene NHERF1, whose product is annotated as SLC9A3 regulator 1. NCBI's taxonomy places the organism in Eukaryota, Metazoa, Chordata, Aves, Galliformes, Numididae. Gene Ontology annotation, cellular component: apical plasma membrane. The transcript has 6 exons. Gene Ontology annotation, biological process: protein localization to plasma membrane. Gene Ontology annotation, molecular function: signaling receptor binding; protein-membrane adaptor activity. Bases 119 to 1102 code for a protein of 327 amino acids. The record is from RefSeq and is a predicted model, not a curated record.